UCGUAGAAUUAUGAAUGAUUACGAAUACGAUGACUUUGCACAAUUAUGAAUAUAAUAAAAAUAUAAAAAUUUGUGUAAUUUACCGUCAAAGGAAGAGUCCACUUAGAUAUGAUUUCCAUUUAAAGUUAUGAACUAUAAACCGAUCAAAUAAAUAACAUAUAGUAUUUUAUUUUCAGGACUUCGUAUUCUAACCUACAUAUUAUUAAAUAAUUUAUACAUUAUCACCAUGAGCUUAAAAUUAUAUAUUGAUUUAUUAUCACAGCCAAGUAGAGCUUUAUAUAUUUUUUUGAAAGUUUGCAAUGUACCAUUUGAAAGUAAAAUAAUAAAUUUGGGUAAAAUGCAGCAUCUUACUGAAGACUACCAAAAGAUUCAUCCGUUUCAGCAAGUUCCUGCUAUAGACCACAAUGGUUUCAAAGUCUUUGAAAGUGGUGCAAUAUUAAGAUAUAUCACCAGAGAAUUUAAUACACCCGAUCAUUGGUAUCCCAAGGAUUCAAAGUCCCAGGUCAAAGUUGAUGAAUACCUUGAGUGGCAUCACCUCAAUACCAGACUUCAUUGUGCCUCCUAUUUUCGCCAAAAGUAUUUGAUGCCAAUGAUAACUGGCCAACCAGCAGUGCCUGAAAAAAUAGUGUCUUACGAAAAACAAUUAAUUAAAUGUCUCAAUGAUUUAGAGAAGAUUUGGUUAAAUAAUACGCCAUAUUUAGUGGGCUCUGAAAUCAGUAUCGCUGACAUUCUUGGCUCGUGUGAGAUUGAACAACUCCGAGUUACUGGAUUCAAUCCCUAUGAAGGCAGAUCACGAUUAGCUGCUUGGAUGAAAAGAGUUGCAGAUGAAACAAGUCCUCAUUACCAAGAAGCCCAUAUGUUGUUGGAUAAGCUGGUAAAGAAAACAGAAGAGGGCAUGUUAAAAAGCAAGUUUUAAUAUAUAAUAUAAAUAAGUGGACAGGUAAACAAAUACAUAUACAUUUAUAUAUAUAAAAUUUUACAUAUUAGAAGUAUUUGUGCAUAGAACAAUAUUUUUUGAUAAAUAAAUAUUUUUAUUUGAA
Hylaeus anthracinus is the source of this 1040-nucleotide messenger RNA. Its product is annotated as glutathione S-transferase theta-3-like. The record is from RefSeq and is a predicted model, not a curated record. Lineage: Eukaryota; Metazoa; Arthropoda; Insecta; Hymenoptera; Colletidae. Gene Ontology annotation, molecular function: glutathione transferase activity. The transcript is spliced from 5 exons. Gene Ontology annotation, cellular component: cytoplasm. Gene Ontology annotation, biological process: glutathione metabolic process. The coding region runs from base 227 to 916 and encodes 229 amino acids.